Messenger RNA from Brassicogethes aeneus, 1317 nucleotides. The record is from the annotation of a GenBank genome assembly. NCBI's taxonomy places the organism in Eukaryota, Metazoa, Arthropoda, Insecta, Coleoptera, Nitidulidae.
UUGUCAUUGACCAAUCGAGUGUAAGUUUAACAGCGCUAAAUUUAAAGGAUAGGAUGAGUGUUUAAUCACUAAUAGAUAAUUAAACAAAUUUUGACCAAACCAAUAUUUUAUGUAAUAUCAGUUUUUAAAUUGCUAUGAAAGGUUCAGUUGUGUUUUUGGACUAAAGACUUAAAAAUGAACUCGAAGGCAGCUCUUGCUAUUUUUACGGUCCUACUGGGAUGCGGACUUAAUAAUAUAUUUCUGGAGUAUAUUAUAAAAUUGGAUCCAGGAUGCGGACAUUUAAUAACAUUCUUGCAAUUUUUAUUCAUCGCCGUUCAUGGAUUUAUUUUCACACACAAGUUUGGCACCGUCAAACCGAAAAUUGCACUUAAAGAAUAUUUAAUUUUGGUUACAAUGUUUUUCGUCACUAGUGUUGUGAAUAAUUGGGCCUUUAACUUCAACAUACCUGUCCCGCUACAUAUGAUUUUUAGAGCUGGUUCCUUAAUAGCUAAUUUAAUAAUGGGCAAAUUUAUACUGAAAAAGAAGUAUCCUUUUGGGAAAUAUUUAUCUGUAGGAAUGAUAACUAUAGGUAUAAUCGUAUGUACAUACUAUUCAAGCCAAAAUUCUUCUGCCAAGAAAUGUAUUGACUGUGAUAUGACUGUAAAUACUAAUAAUACUCAAGCCCCUGAAGACCCUAAUUACUUUUUCUGGUGGGCAAUUGGGAUUGCACUUUUAACAUUCGCUCUUCUAUUAUCAGCUAGAAUGGGAAUUUAUCAGGAAUCCCUUUACACAAGACGAGGAAAACACCCCAGCGAAGCCUUAUAUUAUACGCAUUUAUACUCUUUACCUGGUUUUCUUUUGUACUCGAGCAGUAUCAUGGAGCACAUCGCGGUGGCCAAUGGCAGCGAGCCUUUUGAAAUACCGAUUUUAAAAUUCGCCUUGCCCCUCAUUUGGGUGUAUUUAGUUUUAAACGUUGUGACGCAAUACUUAUGUAUUAGUAGUGUUUAUGUUUUGACAACCGAGUGUUCGUCAUUGACGGUUACCUUGGUGAUUACUUUGAGAAAAUUUUUAUCUCUAAUAUUUUCCAUAGUUUAUUUCCAAAACCCAUUCACUUUUGCUCAUUGGCUUGGCACAGCUUUAGUCUUUGUUGGCACCCUAUUGUUUGCCGAAGUGCCAACCAGAGUGCUUUCAGGUUUAUCAAAGACAGAAAAAAGCAAGAAAAAAGAUUAAAAAAUAUUCGAGAUUUUGUUGUUUCUAGUCUAGUUACAGUAUUUAUAAAUUACUGCUAGAUAAUGCUCGUUUUUGUUAUUGCAUUUAAUAAAUAGUUUUAUAUGAAUA